This is a messenger RNA of Pleurotus ostreatus (oyster mushroom), 1434 nucleotides long. RefSeq lists its product as uncharacterized. The transcript has 6 exons. The record is from RefSeq and is a predicted model, not a curated record. Gene Ontology annotation, molecular function: oxidoreductase activity. Lineage: Eukaryota; Fungi; Basidiomycota; Agaricomycetes; Agaricales; Pleurotaceae. The coding region runs from base 1 to 1434 and encodes 477 amino acids.
AUGUCGUCUCUCAACCACCAACUACUCAAAAACGGCCUGGUGAACCUCCCGAGGGCCUCACCAACAGUCAAAACUACCGUUGAAGAACUCUUGUUCAAGGACGCUGAGGAGCACCAUUGCUACUUUCGUAGUUCAGGUUUCCACAACCACUUAAGCCACCAUCUUCUAGCAGCGUACGAUCUUGGGGCAUCAGAGGGUGUUCUUAGGAAGAUAUACGAAGAGGAGGCAAAGACACAGCGGCCUAUAUUUCUUGAAGAGACCGACAAAGAUGCUGUGAUCACUGAUGAGAACUUGGUACAAUACUUGGGAAAUCAAAAUGCCUAUGGCGCAUUUUGUCGGUUCUUCAAGAGACGCGUUUAUGAGCUUGGUGCUGUUCAGGCGGUAGAAGAAUACAUAUUCUCGCCAACGGCGAAUGAAGGUAGUAAAGCCAUGCUGUAUCGUUUAGUAGCCGGAGCACUUCAUCCAUUUAUUCAAAUCGGUCACGGCCUAGAAUUUGGCAACCUGGUACUUGUUGCCACAGGACUGGCUCAAGCAGCUGUGCACAUCGUUCGAUUUCAACCUACCUUUGCAUCUGUGGCAGAAUCAGAGCCGUCGAUGUUGGAGAUAUUACGUCAAGUCUACAACUCUCCCGUCCUGCAUCCAGUCAUGCCAUACGACAAUAAUGCAUUGAUCAGUACUCGUAUGAAGGACGCGCUAACGGGAGGGCGGGCAGAGGAAAUCCAACGAAUCUGCUCUCAGAUAAAUCUGGACAACCUAUCUGACGAUGGUUACAGUGCGAAGGUCAAAGAAAUCAUCUGGGCGUGCACUCUCCUCAUGUUUGCCUCUGGUAAACCAGGAAAGAAACCUCGACUUGACUUCUUCCUCAUGCACCUUGUUACGUCGUCCAUGUUUUUGAAGUCUUACGUCAAUUCGCUUCAGGUCGCUUCGCAUAAGGCCGACUUGAUUCGAGCAUAUGUUUUCACCAUGAUUUUGCUCCUGCUUUCCAGAGGCAGGCCCAUCAUUAAACCCGAACUAGUCAUGACUUACACGGAGAAGCCUAGGCCGCCAAACAGUCAUGCGUCCAGCUAUUAUCAACCCGACGGGACUGCUCUGGGAAACCCACUGCAGGACGCGGACUACAACCCGUGGCCAGCAUUGGUUGCUUCUUCUCUUCAUGCUCCGGAUUCGCACGUGCUCAAAACUAUGCGCACGCUCGUGUACGCCGCCCGAGAGUUUGGAGACACGCUUCCUGGUGGCGUUGACGGGGCCUUUCUCAGAGACGACGCCCACGAAGAAAGCCAUCCAGGGAGUUCUCAACUAGAUGGUUCAUUGUUCGUAAGAGCAGCGGGGAUGACGUUGGAUUAUAUGGGUUGGGUGGUCCACGGACAACCUGCCAGGGAAGAUUGGGACCGAAGCGCCCUUGGAUGGGAUGAUGCAUGGCUUGACGAAAACUAG